Messenger RNA from Anopheles stephensi (Asian malaria mosquito), 1816 nucleotides. RefSeq names its product tRNA N(3)-methylcytidine methyltransferase METTL6. Bases 227 to 1189 code for a protein of 320 amino acids. The record is from RefSeq and is a predicted model, not a curated record. The transcript is spliced from 5 exons. NCBI's taxonomy places the organism in Eukaryota, Metazoa, Arthropoda, Insecta, Diptera, Culicidae.
GGAUCUUCGAAACACGUUUCGAAAUCAUAGUUGUACGCGUAUGUGUGUGCGUGGAUUGCCGCAUACCGCGAGUUGUAGCAUUUAUCGAUACUAUUUCUUUUCAAUUCCGUAUUUCAAAGUGAACGGACGUGCGGUGAUCUAGCUGUGUUGAUGGCUGUCUUUGCAUUGAAACGAAAGCCUCUAUGUUGCCCGCUAGUAACCAGGUGACAUUGAUAUCCGUCCUACGAUGGCUGAACGGCUUGAAGAUAAUAUCGACGCAGAGACGAGCAAGGAACGAUUUCCGAAGCAAGCGGCGUUCAAUUUAGGCGAUGUAGUGACGGAAAACGUGAAAAUUCUCAGCGACGCCGAGAAGGCCAAACUGGAAGAGCAGAACAAGCGCAUGGUAACCGCGUUCCAAGCGCUGAAGCUCGAACAAGAGGCCCGCAAACAUUGGGAUUUGUUCUACAAGCGGAAUGAGAACCGUUUCUUCAAAGACCGGCACUGGACGACGCGUGAGUUUAGUGAGCUGCUGUCCGGCGAAGAAUCAGCCGGAAGCGACGGUUCCUCCUCAACACCGCCGCAUAGCGGAAUCCCGGCCAAUGGGGAAAGUGACGGCAGCGGCGGCGGCAAAAAGCUGCUCGAGAUCGGUUGCGGUGUUGGAAAUUUAAUAUUUCCCCUGAUCGAAGACGGGCAUCGUGAUUACUUCAUCUACGCCUGCGAUCUUUCACCACGUGCCGUCGAGCUGGUGCAGAAACAUAACCUGUACGAUGAGCGGUACAUGAAGGCGUUCGCGUGCGACAUCACCACGCAGCAAGUAUUCGAAACGCUGGCCGACGGUAGUCUGGACAUUGUAACGCUAAUUUUCGUGCUGUCCGCAAUUCAUCCGGACAAGUUUCGCUCGACGGUGGCCAACAUUCACCGGCUGCUGAAACCGGGCGGCGUUGUGCUGUUCCGCGACUACGGGCUGUACGAUAUGGCUCAGCUGCGGUUUAAGCCGGGUCACAAGAUAGCGGAAAACUUUUACAUGCGACAGGACGGCACGCGUAGCUAUUAUUUCGCCGAACAGGAAGUGUCCGAACUGUUCCGGCAGGCUGGGUUCACGGUGCUGGUGAACAGCUACAUUCAUCGACGCACGAUCAAUCCGAAGGAAAAUAUCGAUGUGCCGAGAAUAUUCGUCCAGGGGAAGUUCCUUAAACCACCCAGCGCAUAAUGAGUGGUGGCCAGAGCGAAUCGAGUGCUGGAAGAUAAGGCAUCGCAUGGCCAAAAUGGCCAAAACUGGGAGGGAUAUAGUCGGCGCCACGCUUGUUUCAGAUCCGGAUGAGAUCGAGAUGGAUUGUAGCAUUGAAACGUGUUCAUCGCUUCCACUUUUUACUCGGGGUUUUAUCCGUCGUUCUAAAGAGUCUUUGGUUACACUUCUCGCAUGGACGAUGGAUGUUCCCAGCUAACACCGGCGGCCAUGCAAUGCUCUUCACUAGACUUAAUAGACGGCUAGGAUAGUUGAUCCUUCCUACGGGGCAGCAGCGGUCCGGAUGAUGGGUCUACUAGGUAGCUCACUCACAGGUGCUACCAAACGAACGAAAGGAUAUAUUCUAACACGGAUCUGUUCUUUCUAUGGCUGCUACUUCGUCGACUUGCUGGCAUUUCUGGCUUUCUUGACUUGAUUUUAUUCAGUCCAGUGUUUCCAACGAGAAGGAAGAUUCCCUUAAGAAUCUUGGCGCUCACCGUACCACAACCUCCAUUAAGUUGGUCGUCGACUGGCGUGAUUCGUUCUCAAUGCGUUGCGGAUAAACUGUACAUUGAUAUUGAUGAAAUAAAACAGCCGGAUGUGGUCAGCUAA